CUUCACUACCAGACAGCACUCUCUCAAGGUUGUUCACCUCUCACGCCUUCUACCGCUGUUGGCGGCUGCAGUACGAUAUGUCUGCAUGGCAUCCCAGCCGAGUUCGGGCCCUGGCGUGGCUCGGUCCGCAUCCGGAUGACUCAGAAAAUUCCAAUGGCUGAAGUUGACGGCAGGCGGACCCGUGGACAUUUGAGGUCUAGAUUUGGGUGACUGAUAACGAUAUGCACCUGCGUCACUUCGCGGAAAAAAAAAACCUUUACUGGUGCCAUUGGGUCUUCAUUGACAAAGAAUUGAUUUUCGAUUGAACUGCCGGACGCUUGAGUAAUUGAAGAGAUUCCAGCGAGGAAGAACAAUAGCAAUCAAGAUCGAAAGUCUUCGUUGACUUCAAAGCUAUCACAAGAGACACUUGCGGAGACCACACGAUCGUCAAGCAACCAAGGGUGAUAACCAUUCAAGUCAGAUCCCACGACCCAAAUUCAAAUAUCUACCAACAUGGCUGCCAUGCGCCUGGCUCGUCCCCUCUCGACGUUCACAUCCAGUCAAAGUCAAUUCCAACGACUCAAGUGCAUCCCGUUCACAAUCCGACAAUAUGCAACAUCAUCAUCACCGCCGCCAACUCAACCCAAAACAUCACCCUUUGCUCCGCGCCAUCUCAUGUCCAUCGCCGACCUCACGCCUCAAGAAUUCACCACCCUCGUGCAAAAUGCACAGCACUUCAAAACCCAAGUGAAAUCCGGCGCCGGCCUCUCCCCUAGCCUCCGCGGCGCUCUCGCCGGACAAACUCUCGCCUUGACCUUCACCAAACGCAGCACCCGCACACGCGUCAGCACCGAAGCCGCCGUGGCCCUCCUCGGCGGGCACCCAAUGUUCCUCGGCUCAGGCGAUAUCCAACUCGGCGUGAACGAAAGCCUGCACGACACCUCCGUCGUAAUCUCCAGCAUGGUCUCGGGGAUUUUCGCACGAGUAAACGGCCACUCCGACGUCGUAGGCCUCGCACAACACUCCAGCGUGCCCGUCAUCAACGCCCUAAGCGACGCCUUCCACCCGCUGCAAACCGUCGCCGACUUCCUCACCCUGAUCGAAGCCUUCCCCUCGCAAACAACCUCCAAAUCCACGCUCGGACUCGAGGGGCGCAAAGUCGCCUGGAUCGGCGACGCGAACAACGUGCUCUUCGACCUCGCGCUGGGCUGCGCCAAGAGCGGCGUGGACAUCGCCGUCGCCACACCCGCAGGCUACGCCAUCCCCACCGCGAUGGAGAAACUCAUCACCUCCACCGCCACCGAGUCAUCCCUGUCCUCCCGGCUGACCCAAACCACCUCCCCCCUCGAAGCCGCGCGCGACGCCGACGUGCUGGUCACAGACACCUGGAUCAGCAUGGGCCAGGAGUCCGACAGUGCGCAGCGGAUCAAGGAUUUCGCGGGCUACCAGAUCACGCACGCGAUGGCGCGCGACGCGGGGGCCAAGGCGGACUGGAAAUUCAUGCACUGUCUCCCGCGCCAUGCCGAGGAGGUCCACGACGAAGUCUUCUUCGAUCAGGCGCGCAGUUUGGUGUUCCCUGAGGCGGAGAACAGGCUGUGGGCGGCGCUGGCGGUGUUGGAGGCGUUUGUGGUGAAGAAGGGGAAGAUUGAGGAUGCGACGAAGUCUUCUUGAGAUUUCAAACGAAGAGUACAUGGAGGGGGGAGGGAAGUUGAUGAAGAGGGUCAGAGACAGAUGGAAAGGAGUUUUGUCAUAUUGUGGUACUAAAAGAUUGUGUUCAUACAAGCCGAGCAGAGUGUGUAAUUCGCGAAGACUAUGAUAGGUUUCCUCUUGCAUUACACUUUCGAUCAUUUCCUGUAAGACGAAUCUCCAAAUAACAUGCGAUUGUUGUAGC
Messenger RNA from Dissoconium aciculare CBS 342.82, 1870 nucleotides. RefSeq names its product ornithine carbamoyltransferase precursor-like protein. The record is from RefSeq and is a predicted model, not a curated record. Gene Ontology annotation, molecular function: amino acid binding; ornithine carbamoyltransferase activity. Bases 493 to 1650 code for a protein of 385 amino acids. The transcript has a single exon. Gene Ontology annotation, biological process: L-citrulline biosynthetic process. NCBI's taxonomy places the organism in Eukaryota, Fungi, Ascomycota, Dothideomycetes, Mycosphaerellales, Dissoconiaceae. Gene Ontology annotation, cellular component: mitochondrion.